Amaranthus tricolor (Joseph's coat) is the source of this 3305-nucleotide messenger RNA. Its product is annotated as probable transcription factor At3g04930. The transcript has a single exon. Gene Ontology annotation, biological process: regulation of DNA-templated transcription. The record is from RefSeq and is a predicted model, not a curated record. The coding region runs from base 206 to 1615 and encodes 469 amino acids. Gene Ontology annotation, cellular component: nucleus. NCBI's taxonomy places the organism in Eukaryota, Viridiplantae, Streptophyta, Magnoliopsida, Caryophyllales, Amaranthaceae.
CAAUCGAGACACAUACCAAUACCAAAUGCCAUCCCCCCUUGCCCUCAAAACAAACUACUCGUGACCUCUUUCUCUUCUCCUAACCACCCGGUCCAAGUCUUCCCUUCACUUUUUUUUAGCCUAUUCUUCCUUUUCCUGACCUAACCAUCUUUCUCUCUCCUCUCUCACCCCCAAAUCUCAAUUUUCUCUCUCCUCUUAUGCUCCCAUGGCUUCCGAGGAAGACCGCCCUAUCUAUACGUUUGAUGAUGAUGGCGACGAUGACGAUGAUAGUGAACCUCUUAAUGGCGCAGUUCCUGAUGAUGAUAUUCAUGUAGAUUCUGAAUCUUCAUCUGGAGAUUACACCAUUGCUGGACAUUCUAGUGCUGUUACUAUUGCUAUACCUUCUUCUUCUUCUAUUUCUGUAGCUGUUCCUCCUCCUGUUAAUUCAUCUAAUGCUGUUACAAUCGCUCUUCCUGAUCCAAAACGGGAGAUUUCUGGUUUUCCGAUUGUGAAUCCUGAGAAAAAGCCGAUCGAUGAUUCUAGAAGGCUUUUUCAACGUCUUUGGACGGAUGAGGAUGAGAUCGAGCUUCUUAAUGGUUUUCUUGAGUAUACCUCGAGUCGUGGUACCACAUCUUCUGGUCAUCAUCAUGAUACAGCCGCGUUUUAUGAUCAGAUCAAAUCAAAGCUUCAAUUUGAGUUUAAUAAAAGUCAGUUGGUUGAAAAAUUGAGGAGGUUGAAGAAGAAGUAUCGGACUGUUUUGAGUAGGAUGAGUUCUGGUAAGGAUUUUGUUUUCAAGAGUCCUCAUGAUCAACAGACUUUUGAGAUUUCGAAAAAAAUCUGGAGUCAUUUGUCUACAAAUUUUCGUGGUGUGGCUGAAUUUGAUGAUGAUGAUCAAAACCCUAACCCUAAUGCUAAUCCAUCUGUUCUUGCCUCGGCGACUCCCCCACGGCCUCCGAAUAGCAGCUUUGUUAUCAGUCAUAUCAACCUCAACAGUGUUGCAGCUACGGGAAAUUCUUCUUCACCUAUGAUGGUGGAUCAUAAGCCAGGUAGUAUUGGAAAUUAUAGCAACAAUAUUAGUGCUGUCACUUCUAAUAGUACUGUUGGUUUUGAUAUGAUGAUGUCGAAUUUGAAUAGUCCUGCUGCCAAAUUGUCCUCGAGGAAGAGGCCUAGGGUUGGAAAAAUUGAUGAGAAGUUUGUGAAACCUGUGAAUUUGGGAGGAAAUGUUGUUGGCGAUGGUGUAAAUGGUGAUCAAAAUAGUAAUGUUAACAACAUUAAUAAUAAUGUUGAUAAUAAUAGUAGUAAUAUCAAUCUUGGUUCAACAAUGCAGGGGUUAAUAGAGGAGGCUGUGAGGAGUUGUUUGUCGCCAAUGGUUAAAGAGCUGGUGAAUAAUGCUGUAAAUGGUGUAGUAUUUGGAAGCAGUGGUAGUGGGAUUAAGGGAGUUGGGGAAUUGGCUUUGAACGCGGUUCCUUUGAAUUUUUCAGGGUCGAAUGUGUUGGGGGGUAAUGGUGGCGAGGUAAUGGAUGAGAAGUGGAGAAAGCAACAUAUAUUAGAGCUUGAGGUGUAUUCGAAACGGUUAGAGUUGGUUCAAGAUCAAAUUAAGUUAUCAUUGGAGGAGCUCAGAUCGCAAGGGAGUUAAUUUUGCGUUUCAUCAGGGUGAUCAGAGUAGGUUAGUUUAUGCGGAUUUGUGAGUUUCUCUAAUUUAUUAAUCCCUGUUUGAUUGAGGUUGAACCAAAUGUUGAUUUGGUUGAUUAUUAUAUAGGAUAGUAAGUUAGAGUUGAUAGAUUUCUUACUCUUUUUAGUGACAUAAAAGAGCUGUUUAAUUAUGUUAAAUGUAUGUGUGCAGCUCAUUGCGCAGCUCAGUUUCAUGUAUAGCAUCGAUUUGAAUAGAUAAGCCGGGAUUCAUAUUAACGUAUUAUGUGAGUGAUUUGCUUCAAGGCUUGUUUAAAGCCUUCUGUACAGUUGAUCAAUCCAAGUAUUAUUUUAACAGAAUAUUUACAUUACAUGAUCUUUGUCUUUUAAGAAUGUUUUUAUUCCAGUACUAUCAACAUAGUUAGCAUAUUUCCAUGUAUGGGGAUGGGGUGUAGAAUUGUAAGUGAAUUGGCCAUAGGUAAAGCUACAGUGCUCUGUAAAUCCAUCGUAGAUAUAUCUUCUAUGAUAUUAGAUGCAUUCAAGGUGCAAAUGUCUGUUUUGGAGAUAUCUCCUGAAGUAUUCUAGAGAAUAAUGUUAGUUUUGGAGAUACCUCUUCUAGGAAGUAGAGUAUUUAGAUGAUAAUGUUGUUCUGCUUUGUAAAUCUUGUGUUAGAACUAUGCUUUGAAGAAUCCAUAUUAUUAUAUGUAGGGUUCAGGUUCUUAGUUGCUAAAGAACGCAUCCAAUGAUUCCUUGAUGAGGUAUGGGUCAUAGCCAUAGGAUUAAUCCAUCUGUCAUAUGAGCUAGGGUGUGCCCGAGCCCAAAACCAGUAAAAAUAGUAGGACCAGUGACUAAACCGGGAUUAUCCUGUCUGGUCUGACUCAGAUUUUUCUUUGUCCAGGCCAGUUUUAGACUAGAUAAACCGUUGAUAUUUUCCUUUUUCCUUUUGUGCUAGUUCAUGGUCUUGGUAUAAUUUAGUGCCAAUACUGAAUUCAGUAGGACGAACAUAUGGUCACCAGUCACCAGUCACCAGUCACCACCAUUGUUUUAGUAGCCUGGAGCCCCUGUUCUCUUUUUUUCGUUAGGCACAUGGGAUUCCCCACAUUUUCUUUAGUCUUAUCCCUUCUUUUCUCAUGUGUCUAGGUCCAUGAUCUUUGGUUCUCCCUUCUUGCCUUAACUUGUGGGACAACAUGGCCCAACUUAGGUCUUAGAGCACCUUCCGUUAAGUGAGACACACGUUUGCUUUCUGUGAGGCUGAGAAUCUGUUAUCAAAUAAUUUGUCUGAUAAAAAAAUGCAAAUGAUCAUAAUCUGAAGCUUAUAAUCUCCUAAUCACAGCUAGUAUAUUUAACAAAAGUAGUGAUUGUUCUCUUUGAUGAGUCGCUUAGACCUAGAAUAUGAACUGUAGGAAGGAACAAAUUCGUAAUGUACCAGCUGAAAUUGGCGAAGAGGCUGAUAAAACUAGAAUUGAGAUGCCUUUUUUUUCCUCUUUAAAAAUCAAUGGCGGACAGUGGACCUUAAAUUAUUUGUUUUCCUCUUGGGAAUCUGACACUUUUCAAUGCCGUAUUAAAUACUGUAAUCCGCUAUUUCAUUGUUUGGCGUUUAAAAAGUCUAAACGAUCCGUUUGUUAAUCGGUAUUAAAUGGUAGAAAUAAUAAUGUAAAUUUAAUGUAAUUUUGGUGGGAAAAUCUCUUGAUUUAUUA